AUGCAUGUAGUAAAGACAGAUUCACCUCAGAGUAACGCGAUAAGACGCCGGAGACCGGAUCCGAUAUUGUAUGAUUGCAACUUGACACCACAAACACAAAAGGAUGCGUUAGCAGUGCUUCAAGAAAAAUAUGAUCAUGAAAAUCCAGACUCUAGUGCACAUGUAACUCUGGUGGAGUUGGACGGAAAACUCGGCCCACGAUGGCAAAUGCGAUCAGUGAAAGAACUGGAGAAACCCAAAGCCCGUGGUGAAUACAUGAUCUAUAGUCUGGAUAAUGGGCAGCACAAGUAUUUGAUCUGGCGAGAACAGGAGAAGAGGACCUGUUGUUCGUGUUGUUUCUGUUAG
Molecule: messenger RNA, 345 nt
Organism: Echinostoma caproni
Lineage: Eukaryota; Metazoa; Platyhelminthes; Trematoda; Plagiorchiida; Echinostomatidae
Source: the annotation of a GenBank genome assembly